UAGAUUUACACACAGUUUGACAGAAUGUGCAGCCUUUGACAUCAAGGCUGAUAUGGGAAGUGUUUUCUCCUCCUUUUUGUUAUCUUAGUAAUGCACAAUUAUAUAGUUUCUUCAUGUGAAUUAAUUUAGCCAUCUGCAUCAGAACAGACCUGGAUCAUUUUUUGGUCAUGACCCACUAUUUGAAGGUGAGCGUCAUGCUGCCAAAGAGCUGAACUGGCUCCAUUUAGAACUGGAUCUCUGCACCGUUUCAGCCCAGAGACGGAGUGGGAAUACGAUAAAGGGAGGAGGACGUGAGCUCAGCUGAAGCCAAUGCAGCAGCAGAGCCGGCAGCCUGACCUAGUGGAGGGAAGCCUUCCAGUGUUUGUGUUCCCCACUGAGCUGGUGUUCUACGCAGAUGAGCAGGCUUCACAUAAGCAGGUGCUCACCCUCUACAACCCUUAUGAGUUUGCUCUUAAAUUCAAAGUUUUGUGCACAGCGCCAAACAAGUAUGCCGUGGUGGAUGCCACUGGUGCUGUUAAACCGCAAUGUUGCGUGGAUAUUGUGAUCCGCCAUAGGGACGUGCGGGCCUGUCAUUACGGGGUGAUUGAUAAGUUCCGGCUGCAGGUGUCUGAGCAGAGUCAGAGGAAGGCUUUGGGCAGGAAGGAAGUGAUGGCCACUCUGCUGCCCUCGGCCGCUCAGGAGCAGCCCCAGGUCCGGCCCCAGGAAGAGGAGCGCAGGAUGAAGGAGCAGCUUGCUGACAGAGUGUUCUUUGAGCAGACUGCAUUCCAGACAGAGAGCCGUACAGCAUCUGGGGGCCCCAGCAUCCUCACUGUCCUUUUAGGCCUGGUGUGUAUGGCGGCCCUUAUGCUCCCAACUCUGGGAGAGCAGGAAUCCACAGUGCCUGUCUACCUCCACUUAAGUGUUAACAAGAAACUUGUAGCUGCUUAUGUUUUAGGCCUUCUUACAAUGGUUAUUCUGCGCACUUGAAGUGCUCUUGGAAACGAUCUCGUUGAAAGGAACUAAAAUAAUGAAGAGGGGAGAUAUGGACAUUAACACAGCCAGGAGGGUUGUGAGGAUGGAGGGGAAGCACGUCUGAGAAACUCCCUAAUAAACAGGAACUAACUUCUUAAAUUAUCAUCACAAACUCACAGACACAAUGAAGACACAAAGAUCCAUGGGCGAGGGGAAGGGAGCGUUCUGUGUUUACAGGCCGAACACUGACUGAGCUGCCAUUGAAUCCGGCUGACUAUUAUGUUAAGUGGGAGGGAGUGUAGAGGAACAUGAAUACAUUAAAUUAAAUGUGUUGUUAUACAUCA
Sinocyclocheilus grahami is the source of this 1295-nucleotide messenger RNA. It is a transcript of the gene mospd1, whose product is annotated as motile sperm domain containing 1. Lineage: Eukaryota; Metazoa; Chordata; Actinopteri; Cypriniformes; Cyprinidae. Bases 310 to 966 code for a protein of 218 amino acids. The transcript has 6 exons. Gene Ontology annotation, cellular component: cytoplasm. The record is from RefSeq and is a predicted model, not a curated record.